AUGUGCGGCAGCUUCCUGAGGCGGGUGGCCGCGGAGGAGAGCCGGCACCCCACCCCCGUGGGCCGCCUCCUGCUUCCCGCGCUCCUGGGGCUCCGCCUGGUGCUGCUGGCCGCCGGCGGGACGGGGGUCUUCGGCGGCGGUGAGGAGCAGAGCGAGUUCGUGUGUCACACCCAGCAGGCGGGCUGCAAGGCCGUGUGCUACGAUGCCUUCCACCCCCUCUCCCCCCUGCGCUUCUGGGCCUUCCAGGUCACGCUGGUGGCUGUGCCCAGCGCCCUCUACGUGGGUUUCAUUCUGUAUCACGUCAUCUGGCACUGGGAGGCGUCGGAAAAGGUGAAGACGGAAGAGGAGACGCUGAGCCGCCCAGGGGAGAAGGGCGGAGAGGCCUCAGGGGCUGGCAGCUCCAGGCUGCUCUGGGCCUACGUGGCACAGCUCGGGGUGCGACUGGCCCUUGAGGGGGCAGCCUUGGGGGGCCAGUACCACCUGUACGGGUUCAGGAUACCCAGCUCCUUUGUGUGUCGUCUAGAGCCCUGCCUUGGUAGUACCAACUGUUACCUCUCUCGCCCCUCUGAGAAGACCAUCUUCUUGAAGACCAUGUUUGGGGUCACGGGGCUCUGUCUCUUGUUCACGCUUUUGGAGCUUGUCCUCCUGGGCCUGGGGAGAUGGUGGAGGAUCUGGAGGCACAAAUCCCCCUCUUCUAAUUACUCCCCGACUUCAGAGAGUGCCAAAAGACGCAAGGCACCCACUGAUAAUUUCCCAGUGGUAGAAAUAAGAGGACGGCCCGGAGAAGCAGGCGAGAGGGGCUCUGAGGUCCCUCUUUCUGCCCGCCCCUGA
Budorcas taxicolor (takin) is the source of this 831-nucleotide messenger RNA. RefSeq names its product gap junction protein gamma 3 (gene GJC3). Gene Ontology annotation, cellular component: connexin complex. The coding region runs from base 1 to 831 and encodes 276 amino acids. The transcript has a single exon. The record is from RefSeq and is a predicted model, not a curated record. Gene Ontology annotation, biological process: cell communication. NCBI's taxonomy places the organism in Eukaryota, Metazoa, Chordata, Mammalia, Artiodactyla, Bovidae.